AGGAGCGCGUCCCCGAUCUCACGCUUCGACGGGGUCCGCAUCUCCCCCUCGCCCUUGUCAGCGCGCCAGCUGCCAGCCCCCAGGUCUGGCUCGCCGCUGCAGACCAGGGCGCAGGCGGUCGAUGCGCCGGCCAUGCUGCGCCAGCGUACUUUGCCCUGUGACCUGGGGCUGCCACCUGACAGGCCGGCCGUUAUUCUCACUGGCGCCGACGGAGCCAGAACUCCUACGUCCAGGGCGUCCUUCGGGCGCACGGAGCUGACGUCGGACAGGCCGCCGGCGCGCGCGGUGCGGGAGUCCUCCUCCGCUGUGGAAAGCCUGCACCGGCGGCGCUGGCGUCGGCCCUCAGGACCUGCACCUGGUGCGAACCCCGCGACAAACCCUGGCGUGCAAGGUGCAGCCAACGAGUUUACACCCGCCUUCUUCAGGCUUCAGGAGAAGCUAAGCUAUCUCGCAGAGGAGGGCACAGUUUCGCUGUAGGCGACAGGUGAAGGCACUGGCAAUGAGGGAUUCAGCUGUCGAGCAGUCCAUCCAAUUCCAGUCAAUAGUGGUGGACAAAAUCAAAAUUUAAAGGCAGUGCAGUGCUCGCUUAGACAGGAGUGGAGGAACCGGAGUCUUGGGACUGGCAC
Messenger RNA from Effrenium voratum, 626 nucleotides. Lineage: Eukaryota; Dinophyceae; Suessiales; Symbiodiniaceae. The record is from the annotation of a GenBank genome assembly.